Molecule: messenger RNA, 2244 nt
Organism: Gambusia affinis (western mosquitofish)
Lineage: Eukaryota; Metazoa; Chordata; Actinopteri; Cyprinodontiformes; Poeciliidae
Product: voltage-gated potassium channel subunit beta-2-like
Exons: 15
Coding region: 158-1522 (454 amino acids)
Biological process (GO): regulation of action potential; transmembrane transport; regulation of potassium ion transmembrane transport
Cellular component (GO): cytoplasm; extrinsic component of cytoplasmic side of plasma membrane; membrane
Molecular function (GO): voltage-gated potassium channel activity; potassium channel regulator activity; transmembrane transporter binding
Source: RefSeq, a predicted model, not a curated record
GGGCUUUUUUGUUGCCAUGUGACCAAGAAGGAAGGACUAGAAAGCUCUAUAAACUUCCUCUGAAAAAUGAUUUUGGUGCAGUUCAGAAGCUCGCUGCUCCUCUUGGCGUCAGGUUAAGAGAGAAACACUUUACUGCCCACCAUCACCGGUCGACAUCAUGAGCAGCAUCGUUCAGAACCACUGCGUUGGUCGGACGCCAGCUGCUAGGAUGCCGAAAUCUGUGACUCGUGAAAGCAGUGGAUCCUCCAGAAGCGGCAGCAUCAGCAGUGACAGCAGUGGUUCUGGAGGGAACAUCCGUUCUCUCCUGUCUAUGAGUGAGAGCGUGCACGCUAAUCUGAGCAGCUUCUUUCCAGAGCAAGCACUGGAGAAGGAAAAAACCCGCCAGCUGAGUCAUCAGCUGGAAGAGAUAAGGCACCUAAAAGAGGUUCAUGCUGCUGCUCAGCUCAAAAACCUGGAGGAUUUUCUGAAGAUAAACCGAAUCUCUCUCAAAGACAGUUUGGCGCAUACUACAGGGAUGAUUUACAGAAAUUUAGGAAAAUCAGGACUGAGGGUGUCCUGUGUUGGAUUAGGUACAUGGGUUACCUUUGGAGGCCAGAUCACAGAUGAGGUGGCAGAGGAAAUGACAACUUUGGCAUAUGAGAGUGGAAUCAAUCUUUUCGACACAUCUGAAGUGUAUAACUGUGGAAGGGCAGAAGCCGUGUUGGGAGGCAUUAUAAAGAAGAAAGGGUGGAGGCGUUCCAGUCUUGUUAUCACUACCAAAAUCUUUUGGGGAGGAAAUGCAGAAAUGGAAAGAGGACUUUCUAGAAAACAUAUAAUUGAAGGUUUGAGAGCAUCACUGGACAGACUUCAACUAGAGUACGUGGACGUUGUGUUUGCAAAUCGACCAGAUCCAUACACACCUAUAGAAGAGACAGUAAGGGCAAUGACCUAUGUAAUCAACAGGGGGAUGGCUCUGUACUGGGGAACGUCACGAUGGAACUCCAUGGAGAUUAUGGAGGCGUAUUCUGUAGCGCGACAGUUCAACCAGAUCCCACCCAUUUGUGAACAGGCAGAAUACCACAUGUUCCAAAGGGAAAAGGUGGAAGUGCAGCUCCCACAGCUUUACCACAAAAUAGGCAUUGGAGCUAUGACAUGGUCUCCAUUGGCUUGUGGGAUAAUCUCAGGAAAAUAUCGGAGUGGAAUACCGCCUUCUGCACGAGCGUCACUUAAGGGAUAUGAAUGGAUAAAAGACAAGAUAAUGAGUGAGGAGGGUCACCGAGAGCAGCUUAAACUGCAGGAACUAGAAACCCUCGCACAGCGACUACAGUGUACCUUGCCACAACUUGCUAUUGCUUGGUGCCUGAGAAAUGACAAGGUGAACUCUGUGCUGCUGGGGGCUUCCAGACCUGCUCAGCUGCUGGAGAACAUCAGAGCCUUACAGGUUCUUCCAAAGAUAACAGCGUCCAUUGCGUCUGAGAUUGAUUGCAUCUUGAAAAACAAGCCCCAUUGUAAAAAGGGUUUCAGAUUUUCAAAGGAGCACUGAUAGGCUGCUGUAGGAUUUUGAUCCUUGUGUAAUUAAUGCACACUUCACUGUUCUUUUUUUUUUUUUUUAAAGCAACUGAAACUCAAAUAAACACAUUUACACAACACUACUUCUCAAAUAUAUUGUAAUAAAUUAACUGCUGCCACAAAAACUGAGAGAAAUGUUCAAAAGACCAGAGUUUGACACAAGCUAGUGAAAAAAGAAACCCAAAAAAGAAAUAAAAAGACAAAAUAUGGACUGACUCUUGACCAGAGACGGAUUGUUUCACCGGUGUUGUAAUGGGUCCAAUGAAUCCAACAGCUGAAUCUCCUCCUCAGUGCAGUCAGGUUCUCCAGAGUCCUGCUAAUUGCCUCAUUAUUUGACUCAGGUGUGUUGAAGUAGAGAUGCAUCUAAAAGUUGCAGGAGACCGGCCCUCCAGGAUCAGGAGUGCCCACCCCUGAUCUGAAGCAUGAAAAAUAUAGUAACUUUUAUUUUCCUGAUGUUCAUUCUACAGACACAAAUAUUCAUAGAGAACUACUGAGAAGGGAAACCUGCACAUCACAUGCAGGGUUGGUGGUUCUGAUAUGCGUAUUAAGAACAUCACAGUUCAGAUUAAUAAUGUACCAUUCAACAUUCCUACUGCAACGAUAGUGGGAAUUUAUUUUAAUUAUAAAAACAAACAAACCUUAGGGUUACUACGGAGCCCCCUAGGGGACAUGGGGAAUUUUUUUUUUUUUGCGUUC